AUGUAUUCUUUAUUUUGCGUUCAUUUUAAAGGAGCAGUUUACGUUUACGCGCGAGCUUACGGUUUUUGGCGCGAUGAGAAGUACCUCGAGGCAGCGAGACGUUGUGCUGACGUGGUAUGGCAUCGAGGUUUCCUUAAGAAGGGUCCUGGCAUCUGUCAUGGUAUCGCAGGCAGUGGGUACACCCAACUCGUACUCUAUCGUCUCACCGGCGAGGCCCGUUACUUGCAACGAGCGAUGGCCUUCGCCGAAUUCUUGAAAACUCCAACCUUCAAACGGGAGGCCCGACAACCCGAUUGUCCACUCUCACUGUACGAGGGCUUGGCCGGAACAGCCUGCUUCCUCGCUGACCUUUCGCAGCCUUCCGCCGCCGCAUUCCCUUUAAUGAAUCCAUUCUAG
Molecule: messenger RNA, 396 nt
Organism: Dibothriocephalus latus
Lineage: Eukaryota; Metazoa; Platyhelminthes; Cestoda; Diphyllobothriidea; Diphyllobothriidae
Source: the annotation of a GenBank genome assembly